CUCCUCAACCUCCAUUCGCUAGACAAAACUAUAAGAAGAAGAAGAAAAGAAGAAAAAGAACAAAGAAACUCACAUUAGCUACUACUUUGAUAUAUAUCCAAAUGGCUGCAAGUACAAACAAACCUCAUUGGGAUGCAAAUACCAACGUGCCAGAACAAAAGAUCCCUACAGAAAAUGGCCUCUUCACGAUUAAAUAUCCUCCAAAAAAACUCAAUAUCAUAUGGGGCAAUGACAGUCGAUACUGGCGCUUACCAGCAGAACCUACUGGUAGUCCUGCAGAAUUGAUACAAGUGUCUUGGCUGGAGGUAACUGGUACAUUCGAUGGAGCAAAAGGCAAGAAGUAUGAAAUAGGGUUUGAAGUAUCAUUGACACCAGAUGCAUUUGGAUGGAAUGGAUGCCAUGUUUACGUGAUGGCCAAGGUAGGUAAAAGGGGAAAAUACUCUUGGAAAAGAUCAUCAUUGGAGAAUCCCAAGACAGGGAAUUUUCAGAUUCCUCUUGAAACUCUUGAUAUCAAAGUUGAUGAUAAUCCCAAUAAUACUGACACCAAGAUCUACUUCGGUAUGUAUGAAGUCUGGAGUGGGAAAUGGAAGGGAGGUCUCAAAAUUUACAACGCAAUCAUCAAAGAGGUUCCUGUAACUCCUCCCCCUGCAACUACUUCAAGUUGAUAAAACAUAUAGACUCUAUUAUCGUUUGUGGUUUGUAUUUCACUUAUUAGAGUAAGUAGAACACGAAUGAGUGUCGAAAUUAAAUAAAGAGUGAUGAUCAGUGGGGCUUAUAUAAACCCAAAUCAUAGACAGUUCCUACAAUAUUUUGUGGGAAAUAAUACAAUAAGAUUGCUAUCAAUAUAUGUACACGUACAUGUAUUUGUGCUUUAUGAAAUAAAUGAAUGAUUUGUAUUUUUGGAGCAGAA
Quercus lobata is the source of this 910-nucleotide messenger RNA. Its product is annotated as protein PHLOEM PROTEIN 2-LIKE A9-like. The transcript has 3 exons. The record is from RefSeq and is a predicted model, not a curated record. NCBI's taxonomy places the organism in Eukaryota, Viridiplantae, Streptophyta, Magnoliopsida, Fagales, Fagaceae. The coding region runs from base 102 to 665 and encodes 187 amino acids.